AUGAAAUACAUUAAAACUGAUCAAGUCUUAGAUAUCCCAGAAGGUGUCAAAGUUAACAUCAAAUCAAGAAUCAUCACUGUUACUGGUCCAAGAGGUACUUUAACUAAAAAUUUAAGACAUAUUGAUAUUACUUUUACCAAAAUUUCAAAUAAACAAAUUAAAAUUACUGUUCAUAAUGGUGAUAGAAAACAUGUUGCUGCUUUAAGAACUGUUAAAUCAUUAAUUUCAAACAUGAUUACUGGUGUUACUAAAGGUUAUAAAUAUAAAUUAAGAUAUGUUUAUGCACAUUUCCCAAUUAAUGUUAAUGUUGUGGAAAAUGAUGGUUCAAAAUUAAUUGAAAUUAGAAAUUUCUUGGGUGAUAAACAAAUUAGACAAGUUCCUGUUAAAGAAGGUGUUUCUGUUGAAUUUUCUGCUAAUCAAAAGGAUGAAAUUGUCUUGUUAGGUAACUCUGUUGAAGAUGUUUCACAAAAUGCUGCUGAUAUUCAACAAAUUUGUAGAGUUAGAAAUAAAGAUAUUAGAAAAUUCUUGGAUGGUAUUUAUGUUAGUGAAAAAGGUGUUAUCAGUGAUGAAUAG
Hansenula ciferrii is the source of this 573-nucleotide messenger RNA. Its product is annotated as 60S ribosomal protein uL6. Gene Ontology annotation, molecular function: rRNA binding; structural constituent of ribosome. Gene Ontology annotation, cellular component: ribosome; cytosolic large ribosomal subunit. Lineage: Eukaryota; Fungi; Ascomycota; Saccharomycetes; Phaffomycetales; Wickerhamomycetaceae. Bases 1 to 573 code for a protein of 190 amino acids. Gene Ontology annotation, biological process: cytoplasmic translation. The record is from RefSeq and is a predicted model, not a curated record. The transcript has a single exon.